Amphiprion ocellaris (clown anemonefish) is the source of this 4169-nucleotide messenger RNA. RefSeq names its product early growth response protein 1-B. Gene Ontology annotation, molecular function: RNA polymerase II cis-regulatory region sequence-specific DNA binding; DNA-binding transcription factor activity, RNA polymerase II-specific. The coding region runs from base 1149 to 2639 and encodes 496 amino acids. The record is from RefSeq and is a predicted model, not a curated record. NCBI's taxonomy places the organism in Eukaryota, Metazoa, Chordata, Actinopteri, Pomacentridae. Gene Ontology annotation, biological process: regulation of transcription by RNA polymerase II. The transcript is spliced from 2 exons.
AUGAAUAAAAGUGUGAGUUUUCGUAGAAAACAUGAAAUUGUCUGGGUGACCCCAAACGUUUGAACGGUGGUGUACAUUUUUAAUGGCUCUCAUUUUGGUUUGCAGUUGUAAAUACUUGCCAUUUAACCUUAAAGAUGAGAUGAAAUGAGAGGAGAUAACCCUGUAUUUAUCCCACAGUGGGGAAAUUUGCAGUGUUACAGCAGCAAAGAAGUGUGGUAUGAAGAUAAGCCAAAAUAUACAUAGGUACUAGUUAUAUGAAUAACAGUGUCGCACGUGUCAGUGGUAUUGCACAGAUUCUGUCAUGAACAGGAAUACUGAGAAAAACAACUAACUAAUGGAACAAACUUGAAGCAGCUUGUUUUUAUGUUUUGUAAAAUGGUCUAUAUGCUGAGUCACUGGUGGGCUAUAGAUAUCUGCCACAUUACUCUUCACAUUACAUUCCCUUUACACCUUUUUAAUUGUGCCUAUUAGCACCAUACACUGGAAUAUAACACCUCUGACUGAGCCACUAUUGUCUACUCACGGUCAAAACUAAUGAGUGAAUAUUGAGGCAUCUUCACUGUUGUGCUGCUUCGCCUUCAGUGAGAUGUUCUAAGAGAUGGGCAGCCAGAGAUGAUAUGAAGAAUAACCAUUCCAUCUUUUCAGACUGGCUUCAUUUUAAUGCUACAUUUGAUUUAAAAUGGCAUUAAAGAGAAGUGCCAUGAUGACAAGGUUUUUCACCAGCCAACACUUGUUGCAAAGACUCCAUCUCUCUGGGAGGAGGGAGGACUGAGGGGGGUGGGGACUCCGUCACAUCCUCUGUCCAUAUAUGGGCAUGAAGUUUACACGCAGCGGGGAAUCCUCUCACUGGAGCUGAUGAAUGGGGAGGAGGGCCGAGGGAGCUGCCAAAGUGUAUAUAAGGAGAGAGAGGGGAAGUCGCUGAUGUGAAAUCCACAGCGAGCAAAUACCUACCGAGGAGCAGAGACGAGAAGGAAUACCUUUAAUUUGCUUUUCUUUUUUUACUCCUUUCGAAAAACAGACACUUUGGAUCAUUUGUUGAAAACCAUCAAAAGGAGGGUUGAAAGAAAAAAAAACAGUCAUCUGCACAGUUUGUUUUCCCCCCUUUUACCUUUUUCCCUGGAGAGAGACGGACUUCUACGUGCAUCAUUAUGUUGAACAAUAUGGAUUUGAAUGCGAAAGAUUCUUUUUACCCUCAAUUUGAGAAUUGCAACAGUUCUUCACUGGGGAUGGAAAACAGCGCGCGGAAAGACAACCAGGAGGUGUUCGUCGAUGCAGAGCGGGGGGUACCUGCCCAGUUUGGCCACGAAGGAACCCCCGCAACCCUCAAAACCGAAGCCUCCAACUCGGAAUUUGCUUUUAACCCCUGCGAGUGCCCAAAAGACGCCUACACCCCCUCCUCGCUCGCCUACUCCGGCAGUUUCUAUGUUGAGGCAUCUCAGGGAGCGCCGUGCAGCACCGAAACACUUCUCAAUAUGAUCACCGAGAUCGUGGGUAUCUCCACACUGCCGCUUUCAGAAGUGCAACAGAGCGGCAACAGCCGGGGAACUUAUCCGUCGCCUGCGCCGUUGGACAGCAGCAAUGGCAAUUUUGGAGACCCCGGCGUUAAGCGGCAACCGUACACCUGCUCCGGACCUACUCCCCCGGUCUACUCUCCGGAUCAGACGUGCCCGAGGUACACCGAUGACCAGGCCGGCAGUCAGGCCCAAGACCCGUCCACUUCCCAGCUCAGCUUCGGCUCCUCCCGAGCUCCAAGCCAGAAGAAGGCCGAGCCGAAGUCAGAGGCUGCUUCGUUCCCCGUCGUGGUCAAGAACGAGUUCGAGAGCAGCUGCUACGAGUGGGGAACGUUUACCAAAUCUGACUGUUUGGAGACGAGUUUCCAGUCGGAGACCUUCCCGAUGUCGAGUGAUUUCCCACCUGACCAGCAAAUGGAUGUAAAGGAACUUUUAGACACGUUUCCUCCAAUCUGUCCCAACCCAGAGAUGGAGUUUAAGGUGGAGGGGGGGAUCAAACAGGAACCGUGCUUCUCUGACACCUGCUCUCAGAGCUACCCCAACCCCCUGUACAACAAUUACCUCCCCCCACCGCCGAUGGGCCUCUCCUCCAACCUGAGGCCCUUCCCGGAGCCUCCACAGCCAUCUAAUAACCAAUGUGACUCCUUAUACACGUCACCAGCUUUACCCAGCACCAUAGACUCCAUCCUGUACUCUUCACUGUUGCCAGAUUCUUUCGCCCAAAGUUACACCACUCGUGCGACGAAGCCCCCCAGGGCCAGAAAGAGCCCCGCCGCCUCUCACGGCCCCGCCAAAGAGAAACCCUUCACCUGCCCGAUGGAGAGCUGCGACCGGCGCUUCUCCCGCUCCGACGAGCUCAACCGGCACAUCCGCAUCCACACGGGCCACAAACCCUUCCAGUGCCGCAUCUGUUUGCGCAGUUUCAGCCGUAGCGAUCACCUCACCACCCACACCAGGACUCACACCGGGGAGAAGCCGUUCUCCUGCGACGUGUGCGGCAAACGGUUCGCCCGCAGCGACGAGAGGAAACGGCACGGACGCGUACAUCUGAAACAGAAGGAGAAAAUGGAAAUUAAGCCACAGGUGACCACCGGCGCAUGGCCAUUCACUCUUCCCGAGGGAAUUUGAAGACAAAGCGGUGUGUCCAGACAAAUAUACAUAUAUAUAUACAUAGAUAUAUAUUAAGAUCUUUCCGUCUUGGAAGAUAUAAGCCAGCUGACUAACAAGUUGAUGUCCGAGUUGGUUUCACUGACGAGCCAAUGCAGGAGGCUUUGCGCAUAUUAGAGUUUUUUGAGGAGCAGAGAGGAAAGAGUGGGGGAAUAAAAAGGACUGCUUCGGCCUUACUGCCUGCUGCUGAUGCUGCUGACUUUAUGCAAAAAGAUGCAUAAGUUGUAAAAGUCGGUAAACAGAUCAACAGUGACUUGUUGCUGUUGCUGUGAGCGGAGCUAAACCUCUCUGCUCUGCAUUGCAUGACUGCUGUUCAGCACCUCCACACUUGGACAGCUCCACCAACCUCCACUCGCCUCUGAGCAUGGAUGGAUUGCACUUACAGAUUAUUAAUAUCUCCAUUUAAGAUUCUUAUUUUCUGCUUUAGCAUUCUUAGAGCAAUGGUUUGGACUAUGUUUCUUAAAAAUGCAUGUUUAUGUCAGUGUUUUUAUUUUUUAUUUUUUUUUAUUUUCCUUUUUCCGGAAUAUCAACCACUGUCAAAGUACUCCUUCACUUCACAGUGAGGGCUGUUGACAUGAAUGUAGGCUACAACACACAUUUAUGGCUUCGACCAUACAAGCUGUCCAUCUUUGAUCAAAUUUAGUGUUUGUUUAUCUUCUUAUCAUUUUGCUGUCAGUGUUUUUUGUCAUUGGUCUUUGUGUUGUGUUACAAUUGUUUGGAUUAUUACAGUUGUGAAAGAUAUAUCAUAAAUGGGAAAUAAAUAUAUUUGUAUUACUGUACUUCUUUGUAUUUUUAUAGCCAACUGUAUAUUUUACAAUUAUAUUUGAGCGUCCUUUCUAAGGUGAAAUGUAUUCUAAAAUCAUAAAUAAUGUCUUGGUUUUUUCGAGGGCUAUCGUUUAGUAACACAAUAUUUUAAAUGUUACAAUUUGAUAUCGGAAACAUUUUCGCACUUCAUCCCAUUGUUGGUAUGAUGAGAGUUGCUCCGUUGAAUUGUUGAUCUAGAUUUAAAAGGGAAUGUACACUAGUUGUGGUACAGCUUUUCAAACACAAAUGAUUUUACAAUAUGUACAGAAGUAUGUUCAAUCCAGCUAGAAAUCACUAGCAACUCAUAUAAACAUUGCUUUUAAGUAAUCAGGUAGCACACAUUGCUGCGAGUUUCUGUAGACUUUACCUUGGUGAUGAGAGGGUUUUGACUCCUGGUAUCUUUUUGCUGGAGAUACUGUAUGCUGAAAUGUUCACUUUAGCAAAAUAAAUAAAUAAAUAAACAAAAAUUUAAUAAAAAAAAAAUAGAAAAAAAAAUGUUUAGAGUUUGGUGAAAUUGUCACCAACAGGGUACUGCAAAAAAAGUAAUUUAACUCGCCUUAAGUUAUAUUAACUGUUCAAGUAAAGAUUUUGUACAUACACGGUUUCUACAAUACUUUAAAUUAAUAUUGAUGUUGUUAUUUUUAUGAAAAGUUUAUGAACAAAAUAAACAUUUUCUGGAACAGCAAA